Pristis pectinata (smalltooth sawfish) is the source of this 2353-nucleotide messenger RNA. RefSeq names its product ATG13 autophagy related 13 homolog (S. cerevisiae) (gene atg13). Lineage: Eukaryota; Metazoa; Chordata; Chondrichthyes; Rhinopristiformes; Pristidae. Gene Ontology annotation, biological process: autophagosome assembly; piecemeal microautophagy of the nucleus; mitophagy. Gene Ontology annotation, cellular component: phagophore assembly site; extrinsic component of membrane; Atg1/ULK1 kinase complex. The transcript has 18 exons. The coding region runs from base 237 to 1898 and encodes 553 amino acids. The record is from RefSeq and is a predicted model, not a curated record.
AGUUGAAGGGUGCGGCUGGAGGUGGGGGGUGACGAAUGUGCGGGCAGGGAGAGGGCGGCUGGGUUUGCGGAGCGUGGUGGAGGUAAACAGAGGGGAGGCCCGGCGGUGGUGGCGGAGAGCGGUCGCCGGCCUCGGCAUACGGCGCUGCUCCGCUCCCGGCAACCGCGCCGCCUCGGCGAGGGCCGAGGAGUGAAGACCGAUCUCAUCUUCGCUGGAAUGUGAGGGAUUUUCCCACCAUGGAUGGUGAACUGAGUCCUCAGGAUAAAAAGGACCUGGAUAAGUUCAUUAAAUUCUUUGCCCUGAAGACGGUUCAGGUGAUUGUACAAGCACGGCUUGGAGAAAAGAUAUGUACCCGUUCAAGCUCUUCCCCUACAGGCUCAGACUGGUUUAACCUUGCAAUAAAGGAUAUUCCUGAAGUUACCCACGAGGCGAAGAAGGCACUGGCAGGGCAACUUCCAGGAAUUGGACGGUCGAUGUGUGUGGAAAUUUCUCUGAAGACAUCUGAGGGAGAUUCUAUGGAGUUGGAAACAUGGUGUUUGGAAAUGAGUGAAAAGUGUGAUAAAGAGAUUAAGGUUUCCUACACUGUCUACAACAGACUGUCAUUGCUGUUGAAAUCACUCCUUGCAAUCACAAGAGUGACACCUGCAUACAAACUAUCCAGAAAGCAAGGACAUGACUAUGUAAUCCUGUACAGGAUAUAUUUUGGAGAAGUGCAACUGAGUGGCCUCGGUGAAGGUUUUCAGACUGUACGGGUUGGAAUGGUUGGAACUCCUAUCGGCACCAUUACCCUGUCUUGUGCUUACAGAACUAACCUGGCUUUCAUGUCUGGCAGGCAGCUGGAGCGGACCCAGCCAAUCAUGGGAAUUAUCAUAGACCACUUUGUAGAUCGUCCCUAUAGUGGAUCAUCACCACUGCACCCAUGUAACUACAGGGCUCCUAAUGAAGAGGAUGCAGGGACUUUUCCUUCUGUAGAAGAUUCUCAGGAAGUGUGCACCACUUCUUUCUCCACUUCGCCUCCCUCACAGUGUGUGUUUACCAUUAGUAAGACACAUUUUCAGACUCCCAGGCCAGCGGUGAUGGACACACUGAAGGUCCCCAUGCUAGGUUUGACCUUUACGCAUCAACUCUACAGUUCCCGCCUUUCCUAUCAGCCCUUUGCUACUCUCGGUGGUGGUUCAGCUGACCUAACCUAUUCCCCAGCAGCCUUAACUGCUGGUGUAAAUGCUGCUCAUCCUCAUCAGAUGGUAAUUCCUGGCAAAGAAGGUGGUGUACCUGUUCUGCCUCAGCAUCCUGCCCAUGGUACCCAGGCUGAUGGUGACAGGAUGCCAACCUGUAAUCCCACAGAUACGAAUCAACAGGUGCCAGCAACUCCUUCUAGCAGUGGCGAAGCAGAAAUGUUAUCAAAGAGCAGUGAGGGGAAGAGCGGAUCACCACAAGACGCACUGGAGACUACCUUGACCAGGAAAGUGGGCGCGUUUGUUAACAAACCAGCCAGUCAGGUCACCGCUGUCAACCUGGAUUUACCAUUUGCUGUAUUUGCACCAAAAAUUGUUGAAUCUGAGGACGCUGAUGUCAUGGUAAAUCCCCCUGAUUCCCCAACCCAAGAAUCACCCCUGCAUGCUAGUCUUCACUCAGACCAGUCCAGCGGUAGCAGUGGCCUCACACAGGAUGAAUUUGUUAUGGUGGAACUUAAGCCUGCCUUUUCCAAGGAUGAUUUUCUACCCAUGGAUCUUGGCACCUUUUAUAGGGAAUUUCAGAACCCUCCUCAGUUGAGCAGUCUCUCCAUAGACAUCAGUGCACAGUCAAUGGCUGAGGAUCUGGAUUCCUUACCAGAAAAGCUGGCAAUCUAUGAGAAGAAUAUGGAAGAAUUUGAUGCCUUUGUAGACACCCUUCAGUAACCAUUGACGAUAUCUGCUCCAGCUUCAGGAACAAUACCUGCAACAAGCACCAAGGUUGAAAGUUGUUUUCCCUCUAUAAAUAAAAUGUAUAUAUUUUUAGAAGUACAGAAUCCCCUUAUUUCUAUAGAUGUCUAUCUGCAAUCUGUAAGUACAUUUUCUAGUUGCACUUACUGAUCUGCUAUAAUUGAAAAGUGAAAGUCCACCUUACUGUACACACAUGUAAAUAUCUUGUAAAGCCAAACAAUAUUUAAUCAAUGUCUUUCUUUAUAUUGAAGUAGGAACUUUUGUGUGCUUCUUGCAAGUCUGGUUGUUAUCAAAGGAUGGUUUUUAAUUUAAAUUACAGCAUGUUUGUUUCAGACCCAACAAUUUGUAGCUUGUCACUUCACUGUAGAAAGAUUAAAAAAAACAAUUGGGCCAAUGGCAACUUGGUCCUCUGGUUGAUAAAACUGUGAAAA